Adineta steineri is the source of this 1470-nucleotide messenger RNA. The record is from the annotation of a GenBank genome assembly. Lineage: Eukaryota; Metazoa; Rotifera; Eurotatoria; Adinetida; Adinetidae.
AUGAAUUCACUUAUCUCAUCGAUAAUUCAAGAACUUAAAUUAGAUGAUAAUCGAAUUACAAAUAUUUAUAAUUAUGGUUCAUGGGUAUAUGGAACUAAUCAUGAAAAAUCUGAUCGUGAUUUUCUAAUUAUUAUGAAAGACAUGAGAAAAAAACGACGAAAACGUUUGGUAUUUCAUAAAGAUUUUGAUUAUUUUCAUAAAUUUAAAUUACAUCGACUGAACAAUUGUGAUAUUACCAUUCAUUCGUGUAGAAAUUUUGAAUUAUUAUUAGAAAAAAAUUAUAUGUUAGCUGUGGAAUGUGUUUUCUAUCCUGAUGAAUUUAUUUUAAGAAAUCAAAUUGAUUACAAACAAAUCUAUUUAACGAAAUAUUACAAUCCAUUUCGAUUGAAACAAGUUGCAUUCUAUGAAAAUCAAGACAGUUUGAGAUAUAUUAUUUCGAAUGAUGAUGAUGAAAAUAAUAAAUUAUAUGAUACUCAAAUAAAUCCAAGUAUUGAACAAUUUUUAUGUCAGGCUGUUCAAACGACAACUAUUGACGAAGAUCGAAUAUUGAAAUAUUUAUUUCAUGGUAUUAGAUAUUUGAAUAUUGCUGAAGAAUUAAUUCGUACAAAAUGUAUCUAUGAUUUUCGACAAGCAUCUUAUAUUUUGUUUGAAAUGAAAGAUAUCUUUGUGAAAAAUAAUCGAAAUAUUGAUUUUGUUGUUGAUUAUAUUCAAACAAAAAUUGAUCAUUAUAAAACAUCACUAAUUGAAUUCAAACCAAGUAAUACAAUCGAUGGAACAUUUAAGAUUCAUAUAACUAUUAAGAAUGAUAAUAUUCGAACGUGUCCUACAAUUUGUCAAAUGAAUGAAUACAAUUCGAUUGAUGUAAAUCAGUUUAGUGGGAAAAGUUCGAAAAGAUUAGUAGCGUCUUUCGAUCAUAUGGGAAGAUAUCCUGAUAUGAUGGAACAGAUUCAAACAUUCAUCGAUACUCAAUUCAAAGGUUUAGAUAUUAUCAGAGUGAAAAUAAAAUCAUUAGCAUUGAAUAAUGAUGUACCGGAAAAUGAUCUUGAUAAAAUGUUAUUCUGGGAUAAGAAGUCAAAUUAUUUUGAAUUUUAUCAUAAAGUAUUGAUUAAAGCAUUAUGGCAAUUACAUGAAUUGAAAAUUUUUUGUCAUAAUCGACACCUUCAUUUAGCAUCAUUUGGAAAAAUAUUAAACAAUGAAGGGUAUUAUUUUGUUAUAUUGAGAUUAUUUAAUGUUGGCAGAGAAAAAGCAUUAACUGAAAAUGAUUAUCUAAUGAAAUGUCUGACAGCUGAUAAUUUCCUACCAUUAGAUAUCGAAAGUAAUUUUAUAGUUUACGAUUCAAAUAGCAAUUUAGAUAAUGAAUGGAAUUCUGAUACAUCUGAAGAACCAAAAACAAAUUCAACUAUAACCAAUGCCAAGCAGAGAUAUCGAAUUGGUUUUUCAAAUCGAAAAUGUAUUCCAUCGAUCUAUUAA